CUUGUACUUGGUAAUGACAGCAUUUGUUGUGAAAUUGUUCUGUUUCAACGUGUAUUAUUUUACUAAAUUCUUACCCCGACUUGCUAGCUUAACGUCAUAUUAGCCUUAUUAGCAUCAUCCGGGUAGCUAGCAUUGCCAAACCGAUGGUUCCUUAGUAAAUAACUGGAAGUAACGUUAGCUGUAGCUAGUAAAUCUGCCCCCCCUGCAAGUUACUGCUUCUUUAGCUGUGCAAACCUCUCUUGUUACUAACAUAAACCUUAUGUCGUAAUGAUGGCUUCGUCAGAGAAAACGUUAACUCUUUGAUUUACUAAUAAAUCAGUGACAGUCACCACUUUUCCCAUCAUCGUUAACGUUACAGCGUUAACCGUAAAGCAACGUCAGCAGUAAGUAACAAUGUAGCUAGCUAACUUACUUUAGCCCAGCUAGCUGUGAGUCCGUGAACGUCUCACUGCUCAGCGGUAACGCAUGUCUUCCUGCUCUCUGUCACACGCAGCUUUCAGUACCUCAAACAUGGAUCAAGACAACAAUUCAGAGGAUGAGUCAGUCGGCCCAUCAGAGGACCCUUCAGAAGAGGAACUGCCUAGUCUACCUCCAGGGCUCUCGGAUGGUGAAGCAAUGGAGCUGCUGUGGCAGUUAAGAUCCCAGCGCCGCCAGGCAUCUCCUGAGCUCCCGGAGACAGUGAGCACACUUACUGCCCCAGACGGCAGCAUCCUAUACCUGGUUGGCACGGCCCACUUCAGUGACAGCAGCAAAAAGGAUGUGGCCACGACGAUCCGCGCUGUGCAGCCAGAUGUGGUGGUGGUGGAGCUGUGCCAGUACAGGGUGUCCAUGCUGAAGAUGGAUGAGAAUACACUGCUGAGGGAAGCCAAAGACAUCAACCUGGAGAAGGUCCAGCAGGCCAUCAAACAGAAUGGGCUGAUGUCUGGCCUCAUGCAGAUACUCCUGCUCAAAGUUUCAGCUCACAUCACAGAGCAGCUGGGCAUGGCUCCUGGAGGAGAGUUCAGGGAGGCCUUCAAAGAGGCUGGACAAGUGCCAUUCUGUAAAUUUCACCUUGGGGACAGGCCGAUCCCCGUGACGUUCAAGAGGGCCAUCGCAGCUCUCAGUCUGUGGCAGAAGGCCCGUCUGGCGUGGGGUCUCUGCUUUCUGUCAGACCCAAUCAGUAAAGAGGACGUAGAGAAGUGCAAACAGAAGGACCUGCUGGAGCAAACCAUGUCGGAGAUGAUCGGCGAGUUUCCUGCUCUACACCAGACCAUCGUGGCUGAAAGAGACAUCUACCUCACGCACACGCUCCGCCAGGCUACGCGCUGUGUGGAGACCCCCCGUAAUGCCCAGAAAGUGCCUGCUGUGGUAGUGGGAGUUGUAGGGAUGGGUCACGUCCCUGGCAUUGAAAGAAACUGGGAGAAGCAGCUCAACAUAAAUGAAAUCAUGAGUGUUGCGCCUCCCUCACGUUUUGGCUGGCUGUUGCGCACGGUCAUAAAGGGUGUUGUGAUGGGAGUGCUGGGAUACACCUGCUACCGUGCUGGAGGGAGUUUAGGUAGAGGCCUGCUGUCUUUACCUGCUGUCCAAUCUUUACUGGAGACUCUGCAGCCACCCGCUGCUCUAAACCAACAGGGACACGACCUUUGAUCGAUU
Etheostoma spectabile (orangethroat darter) is the source of this 1632-nucleotide messenger RNA. It is a transcript of the gene trabd, whose product is annotated as TraB domain containing. The record is from RefSeq and is a predicted model, not a curated record. Lineage: Eukaryota; Metazoa; Chordata; Actinopteri; Perciformes; Percidae. The transcript has 9 exons. Bases 466 to 1626 code for a protein of 386 amino acids.